Molecule: messenger RNA, 3570 nt
Organism: Linum trigynum
Lineage: Eukaryota; Viridiplantae; Streptophyta; Magnoliopsida; Malpighiales; Linaceae
Source: the annotation of a GenBank genome assembly
CUGAGGUCGAUCAUUUACACGAAGAGCAAACAAUUAAUAGGAGAUUACUCUUAAUCCUACUUAAGAUAUGAUAAUAUGUACCACGAAGGCAUCAAAUUAUAACAAGUAGGAAUGCAUGAUAACUAUUGUUUUAUGUUUGAAUUUAUCGAUCACAAACAAACUUUAAAAUUCAUUUAUUGGUAAAUUGAGAUCAAUAGCACGAUAAAUUUUUCCACUAUAAUAGGUACUAAUUGAAGAUUAAAGAGUUAUGCAAGUAACAAUAAAAACAAAUUAUUACAAAUCAAUCUCUCUAACUCUAUUCAAUCGAGGGAUUAGACCAGAAUAGUAAACCGCCAAUUUGAUCCCAAUAUUAGCCCGACCAAAUACCAAAUAAGACUGGGCCUGCUGUGUCGUUGGGCUGACCCAAUCCAAGAGAUAUAUCCAAUCAAAACACCAGCCCAAAAGCCCACACACUAGAGCGCGUAAAUCACGCGCCAUAGCCGGAAAAUAACCGCAAGGAAAUCCGCGACCCAAUCCACCAGCAGCGACGAGCUGACUAACUCCAGUCUUUUUGAUUGUGUAACAGAUAAGAGAGAGAUAGAACACUGCUCCUUUCUCAGCUUCCAUCAAUGGCGGUCUCUCCCGCUUCUUCUACCUUCUUCGCUCAGUCCCAGCUCCACAACCAACGUCUUCCAUUCUCCACCGUCGUUCCUUCUUCCAAAUUCCAUUCCCUACUCUUUCAUUGCCGCUACGUCAAGCCGAGGCGGUUUCACUCUCGCCGUUUGGCCCUGCGCGCUUCCGCCUCCGCAAACGUGACGCUAGACUCCGGCAAUGGCGCUGCCGUGGCUGCUCCUGACAAGGAGCUGGACGAUUAUUCUUCUACUUCAUACGGAAGGAGAUUCUUUCCUUUAGCUGGUGUUGUUGGACAGGAUGCUAUCAAGACAGCUCUUCUGCUUGGGGCAACUGAUCGUGAGAUUGGGGGAAUUGCGAUCUCUGGUAAGCGAGGAACAGCCAAGACUGUAAUGGCUCGAGGUUUGCACGCGAUAUUGCCACCCAUUGAUGUGGUUAUCGGAUCCAAUUCAAAUGCUGAUCCAGCUUGCCCAGAAGAGUGGGAAGACGGCCUAGCUGAGCGAGUGGAAUAUGGUGCGGAUGGCAAUGUUAAGAGCCAAGUUGUGAGAUCUCCAUUUGUUCAGAUUCCGCUUGGUGUCACGGAGGACAGACUGAUUGGAUCAGUCGAUGUUGAGGAGUCUGUCAAAAGUGGAACAACUGUGUUUCAACCAGGCCUUCUGGCUGAAGCUCAUAGAGGUGUUCUAUAUGUUGAUGAGAUCAACCUUCUGGACGAGGGAAUUAGUAACUUGCUCCUCAAUGUGUUGACUGAUGGAGUUAACAUAGUGGAAAGAGAGGGAAUCAGCUUUAGGCACCCUUGCAAGCCUCUCUUGAUUGCUACCUAUAAUCCUGAAGAGGGAGCUGUUCGUGAACACUUGCUAGAUCGUAUUGCAAUUAACUUGAGUGCAGAUAUUCCAAUGAACUUCGAAGAUCGGGUUGCAGCUGUUGGAAUUGCAACUCAAUUCCAAGAACGCUGUAAUGAAGUAUUUAAAUUGGUCUCCGAAGAAACUGAAUUGGCAAAGACACAGAUCAUUUUGGCUCGAGAAUAUUUGAAAGAUGUAUCUGUUAGUCGGGAUCAAUUGAAGUACUUGGUUAUGGAAGCCCUUCGAGGUGGUUGCCAGGGACAUCGAGCUGAAUUAUAUGCUGCCCGUGUUGCAAAAUGCCUCGCUGCUCUAGAAGGACGCGAAAAAGUCGGCGUGGAUGACCUGAAAAAAGCUGUGGAAUUAGUCAUUCUUCCCAGAUCAAAUAUUACUGAAACCCCGCCAGAUCAGCAAAACCAACAGCCUCCGCCGCCACCCCCUCCACAAAAUAAAGACUCUGGUGAAGAGCAGGAAGAGGAGGAGGAAAAUGAGGAAGAUGAUGAGGAGAACAAGGAUGAAGAAGAGAACGAACAACAGCCACAAAUACCUGAAGAAUUCAUAUUUGAUGCAGAGGGAGGCUUAGUGGAUGAGAAACUUCUCUUCUUUGCACAACAAGCACAGAGACGUAAAGGCAAAGCUGGCAGAGCAAAGAACAUAAUUUUUUCUGAGGAUAGAGGUCGAUACAUCAAACCAAUGCUCCCAAAGGGACCUGUGAAGAGAUUAGCAGUUGAUGCAACUCUUAGGGCUGCUGCUCCAUAUCAGAAGCUGAGGAGAGAAAAGGACACCCUAAGGACUAGGAAAGUAUAUGUUGAGAAAAGCGACAUGAGGGCCAAAAGAAUGGCUCGAAAAGCUGGAGCACUGGUUAUAUUUGUGGUUGAUGCAAGUGGCAGUAUGGCAUUGAACCGAAUGCAAAAUGCCAAAGGUGCUGCACUUAAGCUGCUGGCGGAGAGCUACACAAGCAGGGAUCAGGUCGCUAUCAUUCCUUUUCGAGGUGAUGCAGCGGAAGUCCUUCUACCUCCCUCCAGAUCGAUUUCAAUGGCUAGGAAACGUCUAGAGAGACUCCCUUGUGGUGGAGGCUCUCCCCUAGCCCACGGCCUUACAACUGCUGUCAGGGUGGGACUGAAUGCAGAGAAGAGUGGUGAUGUCGGACGAAUCAUGAUAGUUGCCAUAACCGAUGGCCGAGCCAAUAUAUCGCUCAAACGCUCCACGGACCCUGAAUCGCUCGCUCCUGAUGCUCCAAGACCAUCCACUAAGGAAUUGAAGGAGGAGAUUCUGGAAGUAGCUGCGAAGAUAUACAAAGCCGGGAUGUCUUUGCUCGUCAUUGACACCGAGAACAAGUUCGUCUCCACCGGUUUCGCCAAGGAGAUCGCGAGGAUCGCCCAAGGGAAAUAUUAUUACUUGCCAAAUGCUACGGAUGCUGUCAUUUCUGCUACAACCAGGGACGCUCUAUCUGAUCUGAAGAACUCUUGAUCUGAAGAACUGUUGCUGCUGAAUACGUUGAAGAUCGAGCGAGAACUUGGCAAUAUAUUCAUUCACAUUCCCUCAGUGGUGCUCUUCUACUAAUCCGCGGCUGCUGAAUUCGACCUGUUACUUGACAAGCCUUCUUCACCUGUUUGGUUUCUGAUCUUUUAGGACUCGGGCUACCACGAUCUUGUAAUCAUCUAUGUCGGAGCAAACUCGAUCUGUUUCUCGAAUGGUGUUAACUUCUCCUGACUUUGCUUGUGUGAUCUGUAAUCGAUCAGAACUCAACCCGCCAUGAUACGUAAUCGACAUAAGCGAAGAAGCAACAGAUUCAAUAAGAACUACACCACACAUUAUUAAGAGGUCGUUUGGAAGUUACGAUUGUUUUGUUGAGAUUGUCUUCAUUUAGUAGUGAAGAAGUACAUGAGUCUUACCAUCAACCAUGUCGGUCCUAAAUUAUGGCCCAUCAACUAUUUGGAUCCUUAAGCCGAGCCCAUCAGCAAUUUGGGCCGUUGAACCCUGACCCUUAAUCCAACUGUCAAACGUCAGAUGGCUAACCCUAUUAAUCACACGCGGCAAGCUCACGCUCUCUCACGUCCUAAUCCGGAUUCCCACCACGUCACAUAAUUGAAAAGGCUAGACUUAAUCAACUAGCCGUUGGGAG